Lucilia sericata (common green bottle fly) is the source of this 1069-nucleotide messenger RNA. RefSeq names its product gastrula zinc finger protein XlCGF7.1-like. Gene Ontology annotation, cellular component: nucleus. NCBI's taxonomy places the organism in Eukaryota, Metazoa, Arthropoda, Insecta, Diptera, Calliphoridae. The coding region runs from base 97 to 942 and encodes 281 amino acids. The transcript has 2 exons. The record is from RefSeq and is a predicted model, not a curated record.
ACCGGUACUAUACAAGAAACUAAACGUGGCCCUGGCAGACCAUCAAGAAAAGUUGUAAAUUGCAAAUAUUGUUCGGAAUACUUUAAAAGUGCUAAAAUGUUACAUCAACAUAUUGCAGAAAACCAUAUUACAACAAUGAAUUUUUCGUGUAAAAUCUGCAAUGAAAAUUUUUCUUCGAAAAAAGAUUUGAUUCUUCAUUUAUCCAAUUAUCACAAAAAAACUCGUCGUCUAACAAGUUUUAUGAGUAAAAAGAAAAAUUUGCAAAAUUUCUUUUAUUGUACGAAAUGUGAUAAGAAUUUUAGCACUAAGAACACUUUACAAAAACACCAGGAGAAUCAUGAUAAAAAACGGUACGUUUGCAAAGAAUGUCUACAAGAUUUUCCCAAUAAGGAAGAGUUAAAUGCGCAUACUAAGACAGAAGGACAUGAUAAACCCUUACUGUGUCCAGAAUGUGGUUUGCGAUGUAAAAGUAGUAAUAUUUUGACUGUACAUUUGAGACGGCAUACUGGUGAGAAACCAUUUAAGUGUAAAUUUUGUAGUAAAGGAUUUCCGCGCAUGGAUGAUUUGAAAAUACAUGAAAAAUAUCACACUGGUGAAAAGUCACACUUUUGUGAGACUUGUGGCAAAGGAUUCUUUCGCAAAUAUAAUCUACGUAUACAUCUACGUGUCCACACUGGCGAGAAGCCUCACAAAUGUCCCCACUGCCCGCAGGCCUUUGCCCAAAGUAAUGAUUUAAAGGCUCAUAUCCGCCGUCAUACGGGUGAACGUUUUCGUUGUGAAGUAUGUAAUGCAGGAUUUUUACAAGGUUAUCAAAUACGUCAACAUAAAUUGCAAGAGCAUGGCAUACACGAAAUACCACCAACACAAAGAUUGCAAAAAUUUAUGUCACCCCAAGAACAAGAGGAACAAAUAAAACAAAACUUGCAAACGGGUUUGGAAUAAGUUGGAUUUGAAAAUGAAGGUAAUUUGUUAUUCUGUUGCAAUGAAGUAGUAAUUGUUAGUUUUUUUCGUUAAUUUGGCUAAAUGAUGACCAAAAUCAAAAUAAAAAACUCAGCAAUACUUCCUCUUU